UUUCUAAAUUUUUAAUGUGGUAUCACAAAUGAUUGUCUUCAGAUUGUUAUCAUUUCUGAAUAUUUAGUGUAGAUAUUUUUUCUACAUAUUGCUUUAUUGUUAGAGCAUUUAGAUGAAAUGUGGUGCUGAUUGCAAAUGUAGUCCCUAACAGAGAACUUUCCUACUUGCAAUGAUCCCUGUAACCCAAAUAAAGAUUCCCUAAGUAAUGAUCCAGUGGUUUAAUAGUACUUAAAAUAAAUACUACAUUUUACAUCAGUUUCUGUAAUUAACUAGAAUAAUAUAUACCUUCUAGCCAGGCUUAAGCUUCAGAAACAAAAUAUAAUCCUAGUCUUUUUAGGUAUUCCAGUUCGGAAUCAUGGAGAUGCUUUUUCACACUGCCUGUUCUUUUGGACUUGCCUUUGUUUGCCUGUCAAACCAAGGGACCAAGAGGUCUUUGUUAUUUAAGUCAUGUUGUUCUGGAAUGUAAAUUAUCCUUACUGUUGGUGCAGAAUGUAUUCCAUUGCCUGUCCGGCUUUUUAGGGUAGCCAUCCUGUGCUUGUACACCCAAGGCCAACUACAUUCUAUCCUCAAAGAAAUGUAUGUCUUGUCUCUUACGGCUCUCUUUAGAAUGAUUAGCAACUUUAUAAUUACUAAAGUGCUAAAUAAGGUCUCAGCUGUGGGGUAUAAUGGUAAAUUGAGACCCCUUUUAUAAUGGAAAAAUAAUUGAUUAUAAUGGUGAGCUGGGACCCCAUUACAAUACUCUCAAAAUUUCCAUUUUAGUGAUAAGUAGUGUCAGAUGUCAGUGUUUAGAAUAUUUCGAUGGUUCCAGGACCAUCUCAGGAGGUGAAUUUGGGCCCAUCCUAGUCAGUCCAAUGAAGGUCAUUUACUCUCUUUUGUUUCUAGCAGAUGACUUAUGGAUAUAUCCUGGAAAUACACGACAUACUGUGGACUCAGAGGACAUACCUGAGGAGUUCAAGCGACAAUGGCAGCCAAAUUCAGCAGUGUGGACUUCAACCUCGGCACACCAGGGGCCAGUUAUGGUCCUGGAAGCCAAGAGCCCAGACAUUCCCAGUUGAGAAUUGUGUUAGUGGGUAAAACUGGAGCAGGAAAAAGUGCAACAGCAAACAGCAUCCUUGGAGAGAAAGUGUUUCAUUCUGGCAUUGCAGCAAAAUCCAUUACCAAGAAUUGUGAGAAAUGCAGCGGCAUGUGGAAGGAAACAGAACUCGUCGUGGUUGACACGCCAGGCAUUUUCGACACUGAGGUGCAGAAUGCUGACACGUGCAAGGAGAUUGUUCGCUGCAUCCUCCUGACCUCCCCAGGGCCUCAUGCUCUGCUUCUGGUGGUCCCACUAGGCCGUUACACCAAGGAAGAGCAGCAGGCCACAGAGAAGAUCCUGAAAAUGUUUGGAGAGAGGGCUAGAAGAUUCAUGAUUCUCCUAUUCACCCGGAAAGAUGACUUAGAUGGCACCAAUUUGCAUGAUUACUUAAUGGAAGCUCCAAAAGGCAUUCAAGACUUGAUGAACAUUUUUGGUGACCGCUACUGUGCGUUCAACAACAGGGCAACAGGCGCUGAGCAGGAGGCCCAGAGGGCGCAGCUGCUGGCCCUGGUCCAGCUCGUGGUGAGCAAGAACAAAGGAGGCUGCUACACUAACAGGAUGUACCAAAUGGCCGAGGAGGAGAUCCAGAAGCAAACCCAAGCGAUGCAAGAGUGCUACAGAGUGGAGAUGGAGAGAGAGAAAGCACGGAUAAGAGAGGAGUAUGAAGAGAUAAUCAGCAAGCUGAGAGAUGAAAUGGAGCAGGAAAAGAGAAGGGCACAAAUGGCGAAGGAACUAGCAGAACAGGAGGCUCUCUGUGUCGCAAGGCAGCAAGAGGCAAGAAUGGAAGUGGAGAAUCAGAAUGGGAUGCUUGAAUUAAUCAUUAAUGCAUUAAAGAUUGCUCUCUUAAUUUUCUCACGUGUGUUCAUGGAAGAUUAAACUUAAUGAAAACCUGUUUGUAUUUUCCGCAUAUUCUCUGGCAACCUUGCCCCAUACUUAACUCAUUUCGCAAAGUUGGAGUGCUCUAGUUUCUGUCUCUCAGGUGCUCAUAAAUAAGGACCACCAUUGUCCAUUGGUAGAUGUUUGAUUGACUUAACAAGAGAAGGACAAAUUUUUAAUUUGUGAAACUCCAAAGUAGAAGGCAUUGGUGCUUGCUACCUUGUGAAUUCUUCCUUAGACAUGCAGAGAAAAUGUAUGCAAGAGACCAAAGAAGAUGACUCCAAGCUAUAUCAUGUUACCUCUAAUAAAACCUUUUUUCUAGAUUCUUUCUGUAUUAGCAGAUAGUCUCCACCUGUAGCUUCUACUCACUUAUUUUUGUGUUCAGAGUCACAGGGAUCAUCUUACUCAUAUGGUUUGUUAGAAAGAUCAAUUCUUUGUUUGCAGUAGGUAAUCUUAGAGAUGGAGAUAAUUGUAGAAUUAUUUCUAGAUGAGUGUCUAUUUAAUUCCAUUGUUAUAUAAAGAGUCAAAUUGUUUUUUAUCAUUUGUUCAUUAAAGAACAGAGACUUGUCUGGAAAAUAGAUCUCUACAAAUUCAACUAUAUAGUGAUCCCCGAAUCCUGAAAGAGUGAAAGACAGCAAUUCAACAGAUAAGAGAGCAAUGAUUGGUAUAUUCAGGUAAAUCUGUAGAAACUCUUCGACCAACCUCAGUUUAACCAGUUUGAUAAAUAGUCAGUUGUCUCCUUUUCUUGAGAAAUAACAGAUAGUUGUGACCCCACCUCCUUCACUCCACACCUUGAAUACUUGUUGUUUGGCAGGUCAUACCCACACUUCUGCCCCCACUGCAUUGAAUUUUUUGCUUAUUGUGUUUAUAAUGAAACUUUUCAGUUAUCUCA
Cebus imitator (Panamanian white-faced capuchin) is the source of this 2843-nucleotide messenger RNA. RefSeq names its product GTPase, IMAP family member 4 (gene GIMAP4). Gene Ontology annotation, molecular function: GTP binding. The coding region runs from base 962 to 1951 and encodes 329 amino acids. The transcript is spliced from 3 exons. Lineage: Eukaryota; Metazoa; Chordata; Mammalia; Primates; Cebidae. The record is from RefSeq and is a predicted model, not a curated record.